AAGAAACGGGCACCUGCCAUUGACUUCUAACUGGAACGUUAACAGUUUAACAAACUUUUGGAUUGAUUGUAAUUUGUCACAACGGUUUAUUCGUCAGAUCUUUGAUGUUAUGAUAUCCAGGGUUAGUUGGUGAGGAUGGGACCUUUGCUGGUUUCUGUGGGUAUAUGGACCAUUCUACAAUUGAGUAACUAGGUCUACUGUAGGCGUACCUGGAUGUGAUGGAGGAGACCAGUUCUGUAUCUGUUAUUUGUGAUUUAUGCCUGAAACCUGUCUACAACUUUGCAGGCUCUAAACGGGAUCAAUAGCAAUAUAAAUAUGUAAAGACCAAUAUCUUGUCAUGUGAUAUCAACAAGAAACCGUGUGGAAUUUUUCUUUGUGUUUUUGUACAAAACUAGAAUGUGUGACCUUGACCUCUGUGUCUUUAAUGACCUUGACCUGUGUGACCUUUAAACUUUAAUCAUGCGGGAAGAGGAUAUGGAAACGGCCAUCAAGGUCGUUAUUGUAGGGAACGGAGCUGUGGGAAAGUCCAGCAUGAUCCAACGCUACUGUAAGGGAAUCUUCACCAAGGAAUACAAGAAAACCAUUGGUGUGGACUUUCUGGAGCGGCAGAUAGAAGUAAACAAUGAGGAUGUGAGACUGAUGUUGUGGGAUACCGCUGGACAGGAGGAGUUUGAUGCUAUCACCAAGGCUUACUAUAGAGGAGCACAGGCCUGCGUGCUGGCGUUUUCUACAGUUGACCGAGAUUCAUUUGAAGCUGUGGAAUCAUGGAAGAAAAAGGUUGAGGAUGAGGUAGGGGAGAUCGGGAUGGUCAUUAUCCAGAAUAAGAUUGACCUAAUCGAUGACACAGUGGUGAAUGAUGAAGAGGCAGAGGACCUAGCGAAGAGGCUGCGACUACGGUUCUACCGGACGUCGGUCAAGGAGAAUCUCAAUGUGGACGAGGUUUUCCGGUACCUUUCCGAGAAGUAUUUGGACCAAAUCAAUUGUGAAGUGGAAGAACCAGAGCCAAAAAUCUCCAUUGGACAAGGUUUAAUGGAUAGCGGAGGUAUAACUAAUCAUUCCAGGGAUAAAGACAGUUCAAAAAAUAAAAACAAAAAAACUGGAAAUGGUAAAGCUUCUCACAAACAUCGAUUUAAAAUGCGAAACGGUGAGGAUACCACAAUUAAACUGGAACCCAGCAAACGGAGGACACAGGGCAAGAAAGCAAUAGUGACUACAAAGUGUGUUAUAUUAUAGAACCAUGAUUGUAAAUGUUACUAAGGAAGUGAUAGACCUAUUGUACACCUGGAGUCUUCUGAUCAUGUGACUACAUCCAGGAGCCAAUCAAGAGAAGAGGUUCCUUCACAACGAGCUUCUGAAGUGUUCAUUGUUUGUGGACCAGUAACUCUACUCACUGUUUUGUUUCAAUGUAUUUUGUGAUUUGAAGUAUGUAAAAUGCUAUAGGUAUACGUACCGGUCGUAAAGUUCAAAUUAAAUAAUGCUGUAUGUAAAAUGCUAUAGGUACCGGUCAUCAAGGUCAGAUUAAAUAAUGCUGUGUGUAAAAUGCUAUAGAUACCGGUCAAUCAAGCUUGGAUUAAAUAAUGCUGUGUGUAAAAUGCUAUAGAUACCGGUCAUCAAGGUCAGAUUGAAUAAUGAUUUGUUCAAGCAGAUACCGGUCAUCAAGGUCAGAUUGAAUAAUGAUUUGUUCAAGCAGAUACCGGUCAUCAAGGUCAGAUUGAAUAAUGUUGUGCUUCAGGUCUUUUACAAAACAUUUAUUAUCACAUUCAGCAAAUCAUAGCAUUGGACCAAAUUGAAUUUAAAAAAAACAACACAGACUUUAAGUAAAGUAGACAAUAUGUUCCCCUGUUAAAAAAGACAACAUGUGAGACUAAAUUCAAAAUAACAUUGGUUAUAUGAACAAGGUUACACUUGUGCCGUGUUAUAAAUUACAUAAAAUUGUACCUGCAUAAAGUUCAGGGUGAAAAAUAAUGAGAAUCUGAAAGACAUUGUUUUCACCAUCAGUCACAAAAAAACUACAUGAUCUUGCUGUCACUCUUCCCAUGCCAACUUUUUGGCAAUAGUUUUAGUUUGGUUUUAGUAAACCCCAAACUCAGCAUUCUGACUUUGUGUGGUCAGAACAAGUCUUAAUGAGACUGACAGAUUUUACUCACUGAAAAAGUGUUCUUAACAAAAUUUACCUUAUAUAAUCACCCAAGUUGGAGUGUGUAAAAUGCCAAAAUUUUGUAGUUCCGAGCUUUAAAACAAAACUUACAAAAAGACAGCCUAACUUUCCAUAAUUGUGUUGCUUAAAUAGUCAGGAUUGAUAAUUACAUUUCAGAUUGUUAGUCACUUAAUAAAGAUAAAUAUUUGUGCCUAAACAGAAAGUUUGUUUUAGUAGAGAAAGAAAAAAAAGAAAGUAAUAUUACAUAAAACAACAUUUAUCCAGUUUUAAAUAGUUACCUUUUGUCAAAUGUGUAUCCGGCCAUUUUCUUUGAUUUUAUACAGAAUAAACAAACGUAAACAGAACUUGCCAGAAAAUACAAACAAAUCCUACCAAUGAUGUCUGUGCCAUUAUAUACAUAAACAUGCUAGAUAGCUAGGUUUUGUUGAUUUCUAACAUAGCCUGUAGGAGAUGUGUAUUCUUGCCUUUGUAAAUAGUAACUUGUCCUAAUGAACUAGCCACUAACUGUAACUGGUACGCCAGAAUUUUUUUUUCAAAGUUAGCUAUUACAAAAUUAUAGAAUAUUGUGUGUAUGUCAUUCCAACUCAGCUUUAUCACUUAAAAAUACUAGUUAAUGCUAAUGUGUAAAUAGGUCCUGUGUUUCUUGUACUCGAGUACAGAAUCUUGGAUGAUGUUAAGACCUGCUCAAAUACAACUUUAAGCUGCUGAUUAAGAACACAAGAUUUCAAGGAUUAAUUAUUAAACUGAUGUUCAAUCAUGAUCAGUUCAUUGGUUACUGAUAUAAAAUAGAUUUAUGUGAUUGUGCCUUUCUUUCUGAAAAAAAUGUAUUGAUGUUUUUUCAGUAGUUGACCGUCCAUUCCAAUAGGAAUUUUACAGAAUCUAUGCAAAAAACAUUUCUGUAAGAUCUGAUUUCUCUGUAGAUCUCUAUAGAUAUUAUCUAAUUGUUUACACGUUACGGCUAUAAUCUAUGUGUUCCACUGAGGGUUUGCUACAUAGUGCUCCAGUAUACUGACAAUGCUGAUACACAAGGCUGUGGCCAAGAUAGUUUGUAAUUUUUACAGAGGCUUAAAUCCUUAUAUAUGUUUAUUGUUGCUGUACUUAAUGUAGACUAUACAAACAAAUAUUUUACAUUGCUGUAAUUAAUAUACAUUAUACAAACAUGUUUGAUAUUGCUGUAAUUGAUUUACAUUAUACAAACAUGUUUCACAUUGCUGUAAUCAAUGUACAUUAUACAAACAUGUUUCACAUUGCUGUAAUUAAUGUGCAUUAUACAAACAUGUUUGGCAUUGCUGUAAUUGAUGUACAUUAUACAAACAUGUUUGGCAUUGCUGUAAUUGAUUUACAUUAUACAAACAUGUUUCCCAUUGCUGUAAUCAAUGUACAUUACAGUGAUGUUUAAACUAUUAUCUACCAGACAGAUUUCGAGUACUCAUUUAGAACUGUCAAAUACAAUUUAUACUAGACAUUUUUAGGUACAAGUUACUGGUGAUUUCUGCCAAAACCAUUGAAUUUGAUCAUGGUCCAGUUAGGACAUUCUAGAUUGUCUCCCCUGUCAGCCUUACAUUGUAGAACGUGUGACGGUUAUCUGCCCUUUGUAUGAUUGUACACAAUGUUGUGUAAAUGUUCUCGUUUACAAUAUUCUGAGAUCUUAUUACAAGGAUUCCCUGUUUACUUGUACAACGUUUAUAAAACCUAAAAGUGCAAUAUCUAUUUUUGAUCUGACACUGACUGAUGGUAAUAUCAGUUUAUUUUUUGUGUAUUUUGUAUCUCUGAUCAAAUGUUUUUAUUUUCAAUUUUAAUUUUGGUAUAUAUAAUUCUGCACAGAUUGUAGUGUAUCUGUCUGCUUUGGUGAAAUGUCAUUAUUUAUAGUAGCUAUCAAAUGCCUGGUAUUUUGUGAGAAAAAUCAUUUAUAGGAAAUUGAGUUAAUUUCACGGUCGUUGUAGUUAUCAAGUCAUCAAAUGAAUGAACUUUUUUUUAUUCUUCAUAGGUGAAUUCCUCAUCUUUCAUUUUAAGUGAUAUUUUAAUUGAAUCACAAACACCAUAGUUCUGUAUUGUGUAUUUACAUAUGUGCAUUGUCUGUACAUGUACUGAUGCAUGUAUUGUAUAUUGGUAAAGUCUAAACAGGAUGAAGUUGUUACAGUCGGUGUAAGACUUUCAAGGACGCCAAUAUUCCAGGGAAAUUCUGGCUAAUGUUAGAAAUAUUUUGGAUAAAUUUGUAAACCUGGAAGUUAUAAGUGAACCCGAGGGUAUAGUAGGGACAUAUUUUACAUUGACAAAGCAAACUUUUGUCUCCGACUUUCUUCCCUAAGGAGACUAAAUAUUAAUGUAGUAAUAAUGCAUGUGUUGUGAAUAAUGCAUGUGUUGUGCUGUUACAGCUAGUUUUAAAUAUGCUUUUAGAAAAAAAGAUGUCAGAAUCAGUUAACGUUCUAGAGAUAUUGGUAUAUUGUUUACAGUCGUACAUUCAAAUGAUCUGACAGCAGUUUUGGAUGCUAUGGCGACCUGAUAAAGACAGUUACUAUUGUGACAAGAGAGGUUGUGGUUGCUAUGAUGACUGACCCAAGAAGUUGUAGUUGUCAUGAUAACAAGAGAGAUGUUUUAGUCCCUGUGAUGACUUGACAAAAUUUGUAGUUGCUAUGGUGACAAGAGAAAGGGUGCAGUUGUUAUGGUGAUAAGAGAGAGGUAUAUAGUUUCUAUGGUGACAAGAGGUUGUAGCUGCUUUAGUCUGUUCCUGUGACAUGAUACGGGGAAGUGUCUCAGCUGUGUAGGCAUGUUAACAGUAGAACUGUAAUUAAUGGGAAAGGUUUUAAGGGUAAAAUGAAUAACAUCUGCGUUUUAGUUUAUCACAAAUUUCAGUCGGUCUUAUAUUUUCCUUUGUGACUGUACAGUUGUAAUUUUGUCAUACCAAUUUUUGUAGAUCCAUAUUAUCUGAGUGAUUUUUAUAUGUAAUAGAAUGAAAUAAACAAUAUGAACUCCA
Molecule: messenger RNA, 5132 nt
Organism: Pecten maximus
Lineage: Eukaryota; Metazoa; Mollusca; Bivalvia; Pectinida; Pectinidae
Product: ras-related protein Rab-23-like
Exons: 9
Coding region: 460-1233 (257 amino acids)
Molecular function (GO): GTP binding; GTPase activity
Source: RefSeq, a predicted model, not a curated record